Molecule: messenger RNA, 5401 nt
Organism: Thunnus maccoyii (southern bluefin tuna)
Lineage: Eukaryota; Metazoa; Chordata; Actinopteri; Scombriformes; Scombridae
Gene: pth1r
Product: parathyroid hormone 1 receptor
Exons: 13
Coding region: 1130-2743 (537 amino acids)
Biological process (GO): adenylate cyclase-activating G protein-coupled receptor signaling pathway; intracellular calcium ion homeostasis; cell surface receptor signaling pathway
Cellular component (GO): plasma membrane
Molecular function (GO): G protein-coupled peptide receptor activity; parathyroid hormone receptor activity; peptide hormone binding
Source: RefSeq, a predicted model, not a curated record
UACUGAACACGACCUGCCGCCUGCCACAUCUGGAGACGCUUCCCAACACGAGAAACUUCAACUUUUGCGUUUACUCUGCGCAGAAACACUCAGGCGUUUGCGAUUUAUCUGUCCGUCAGGGUGAAUUUGGCUUUCUCUUGAUAGUAAGUAGAGAUUCUUGAAGCCAAGCUGGCGUCUGUCUGUCUUUCUCUGAGCUUUUUACAUCACCGUUGGUAAACAGAGAUCGCUUGGGAGUUUCAUACAUUCAGUUGCGGUGUAACUGCCACGCUUUACUGUGUUUUACUUCAACACCAUUUCUUUUCAUAACACUAAAUGACACAUUUCCAUGUUGUGCUCCCACUUGUUAGUGAAAAAGAAGCGUAACCAAGGAAAGAGAAGCACAGCAAUGCAUUGAUUCACGCAAAUCAAGUAGUCAAAUCUAUGAAAAGUUUGUAAAUUCACCCUCAUACAGUUAAAGAUUUGUCAAAAUUGUUAUUUGUUGUUAAAUGAUAUGAUUAAACCCUGUCUGAGAGCCUGCUGGUUUACUGUCGCUUGUACAGUAGGCUAGUACAUUUCUGCGUUGAUGGUGACAUGAGUCAGAGGGAAUCAAACUGUGAAAUUCAACAGCGACCGAUGAUGGAGUGAUACAUUUUGGGCUUAUUUUUGUACAGCACUGAUCUAACACUUUGGAAGAGAAGACUGGAAUAAGCCAUAAGGCGCACAGCUCCAUACUGAAGUGUUUAAGUUAGUCUGAGGGGAAAUUUAAAAGACCUAAAAAUACAGCGUUGGUUUCUUCCCUACAAAGAAUCAUUUGAACUUCCCACCGCAGAGCGAGAGCGACAUAAAUAGUUCUGACAUGUGGAUGUAAUUUCAGAAGAGGAAAAAAGACAGAUGCAGAGAAAUAAAGAGAGCGGACUGAGCCUGAGCAUAUAGUAGAUUAUAGGAAAUUAAAUCGAGGGCAGAGCGAGGCGAUUACAGAGUUAUGAUUUCACAAGCGGCCAUAAGCAUCAAGAGGCCAGAUGGAGUAAAAAAAUACAACUCGCUCCGCUUUGAAGAGAGUUAAGUAGAUUAAGUAAUAUCAUUUGAGCAUCAUCAGCAUCUGUUUGAGCCCUGCAAGGACUCUUGGAGGUAGAGCUGCCUCAGGUCAGGGAUGGGAUCCGCUCUGCUGCUCCACAAUCUGGACUUUCUUCUCAUCUCACUACUCAGCAGUUUAUGCCUGGUUUACGCAGAUGAUGUGCUCACGAAAGAAGAACAGAUAGGCCUGUUAUUCAAAGCCAAACGGAAGUGUGAGGGGAACAUCAAGUCAAAGCACAAGGUCGCUGAUGGUUUCUGCUCACCAGAAUGGGACGGCAUUGUGUGUUGGCCUGAAGGAGCUCCGGGAAAACUUGUAUCCACCGCAUGUCCAGAGUAUAUCUAUGACUUCAACCAUAAAGGACUGGCAUACCGUCGGUGUGACAACAACGGAACAUGGGAGCUGGCCACAACCAACAACAAGACAUGGGCCAAUUAUAGCGAAUGUGCAAAAUUCCUCUACCAUUACAACCAGAGCCAUGAAAAGGAGGUCUUUCACCGUCUGUAUCUCAUCUACACAGUGGGGUACUCCAUCUCUCUGGGAUCACUCAUGGUGGCUGUGGUCAUCUUGGGAUAUUUCCGACGGUUACACUGCACCAGGAACUACAUCCACAUGCACCUAUUUGUGUCCUACAUGCUAAGAGCUAUAAGUAUUUUUGUGAAGGAUGUUGUGCUCUACUCUGGAUCUGCCUUAGAGGACAUGGAAAGAGUCACAGUGGAAGACCUCAAGUCCAUCACUGAGGCUCCGCCAGCCAACAAAACACAGUUUAUUGGCUGCAAGGCGGCUGUGACCUUGUUCAUGUACUUUCUGGCGACCAAUUACUACUGGAUCCUUGUUGAGGGUCUGUACCUCCACAGCCUCAUCUUUAUGACCUUCUUCUCAGACAGAAAGUAUCUUUGGGGAUUUACUCUGAUUGGAUGGGGAGUACCAGCUAUGUUUGUGACGGUUUGGGCAACUGUGAGAGCCACAUUUGCAGACACAGAGUGUUGGGACUUAAGUGCAGGCAAUUUGAAAUGGAUAUAUCAAGUGCCUAUCCUGGCAGCCGUUGUGGUUAAUUUUAUGUUAUUUCUGAACAUCAUCAGAGUCUUGGCAACUAAACUACGAGAAACAAAUGCUGGAAGGUGUGACACAAGGCAACAGUACAGAAAACUGUUGAAGUCCACAUUGGUGUUGAUGCCACUGUUUGGCGUCCACUACAUCAUAUUCAAUGCCAUGCCUUAUACAGAAGUGUCUGGAGUUCCCUGGCAGAUCCAGAUGCACUACGAGAUGCUUUUCAACUCCUUCCAGGGAUUCCUAGUAGCAAUUAUCUACUGCUUUUGCAAUGGGGAGGUGCAAGCUGAGAUCAAAAAGUCCUGGAGCAGGAGGACUCUGGCCCUGGACUUCAAAAGAAAAGCUCGGAGUGGCAGUAACACCUACAGCUAUGGACCUAUGGUAUCACACACCAGUGUUACCAACGUCACUGCCAGAGGACCGCUGGCUCUCCACCUCACCACGAGGCUGGGGCCGGUGUCUGUGAACGGGCACCGGAACCUUCCCGGGUACGUGAAGAAUGGCUCUGUCUCGGAGAACUCUAUACCUUCGUCGGGACAGGAGCUCCAUAUUCCCGAAGAAGAGCAUUCUGCUCAUACACGGCCCUGUGAGGACGAGAAACCCUCACCGGUGGUGGAGGAGGAGAGGGAGACAGUCAUGUGACCUCCAGGGUGCUGUGUAUAGGGAUAAAAAACUGAUAAAAAAAAAAAACAAAUCAUGAAACAGUCUCAGGAUGGUCUGAAGGGGAAGGCUGCCUGCAUCAACACUGCCAGUUUUUUCUCCUGUGAAUUGAGCUAGAACAUUGCCGACUGAUGAGGCUCAAGGCAAAAAGGGUGUAUCACCUCUGUGAGCUGGACCACCUUUAUUUGAGGAUGAUGACCCUCAUUGUUGUGGCAAAUACUCUCAAACCUUUCACCAAGCACCUGCCACAGUGAAUGUGUAAAAGGCUGAAAACAGACUGCCAUUUCUUAUUUCUUUUCCACUGCCAUAAUUGUUAUCUUUUUUGUCUUGUGCUCAGUUUUUGUGCAUAAAUCAGACUGGGAUUAGUUAGUUGCCAGGAACAGCCUUAAUCACCUAUUUAAAGCCAGGUGGAUCUUGAGUGCACUUAGUGGCACAUGUGUGGGUAAUUUCAAAACAUUGAAACAGAUUAAGUUUUAGGAUUAAGUCGGUGUGAAUAGACUAAGUGUAGGCUUGGCUUAAAAUAAUUUUAAUCCUAGCUGUUUUGAGGAAUCUGUUCAUCUUUUCUGGCAUUUGUUCUGCAUUGACUUAAAUCCACUUCAGUGUAAAAGGGAAGGUACUCAGGUAAUUGAAGUCCUCUGUUGUUGCACACCUAUUUUUAUACUUUUAAAGUGGUGUUUUAGCAUGGUCAGCAUUUCUCUCCAGAGGAUGUUGGUGUGUUAUAUAAGGCUGUGUUCAUUUUUAUUUCUCAAAAUGUACAGUUUCUGCUGUUUAGAAUGACCCAGUUUUCAUCUCUCUAAUUACAACAGAUCUCAUAGAGUUCAAAUGAAUGUUUCAUAUUCAAAUUUUCUCCCAAAAUACCCUGACACACACAUACACACGUAUACACACACACACACACACACUCACACACACACACACACAUACACACAACAUGAUGCCAAAGUAAGAAUAUUUCUUUGAAGACCAUAUCACACUUUGAAUUCAGCGUUAGUUGAGGUAAAGAAGAGCUCUAUGGUUUUCUUCAAAGCUUUCAAAGGAAAAGACCCCACUCAAAAAAAACACAGGGUGCAGGAAACGGUCACAUUUUCCAAUGGAAUGUUAAUUAAAAGAGGAAUCCAAGAAAAUCUCAAAUUCCGCUGGAAUUCCAAGAGUGACAUUUGUGGUGGCUAUGAAGGAAAACCCAGAAAUGAAUAACACAGUAAUUUUUACAGAUGGUCCAGUGUUAUGCUGCUUUUUGAUGUAUAUACAAGUCACAAUGUUUACAAAGAUCAGAAAUACAUUCUAAUUGUGAGCUAAUAGUGUUCAUGUGUAUGAAUAUGUUCAAAAGCUAUGUUUCAGUGUAUAUUUUUUUUUCAUGUGUUCGUUUACAGAAUGUUUGCAAUAUUUGAUUAUGUAUAUAGUCCAAAACAAAACUUGGUGAAUAUAUUUACAGGUGUCAGAGGGCAUUCAAGACAAGCAUUUAAUGAAGCAUUCCACAAGAUGUUUUAAAUUCUGUAACUUGUAACUUACUGCACUCAACCAGCAUGGUUCACAGAAGGUUAAGUCACAUUAUCUAUUAUACCAAAGAGAAAAGGCAUGAUCUGCUGCCAGAGAAAAGGUUAUUUUGCAGCAUUUCUUUGUAUUUUCAUCCACCAUCUUGUUUACAGUGACCAAAAAGUCUUAAAGGUACAGUAAAAUUACCCCUCCAGAAAUAUUUGCUACUGGUAGGUAAUGAAAGAAAAUGUCAAUAUUAAGGUUUUGAAAUACAGCCCCCCAUACAGUUUCUUUUUAAAUACUCAGUUUCAUGUGCACAGCAGUGAGGCAUGAGAAAACCAUGCUUAACACUCAGUAGCUUAGUAACAAUUGACUGAGACCAUUAAUAUUAAAGGCAGUUUUUUUGCUUUCAGAUCCUGCACUUGGAUUUUUUGACCUACCGUGGAAUUGGUUUUCACAUCCCAAGAGCCCAUUUAGUCGCUAUUUGGUUUGGACUAAAAGGUCUGACGGACUUGUGACUCAGAUCAGAUCGAGCUCCUUACCUAAAUGAGAUGGAGGAGUUUUACCUCACAGUAUAGUUUCAACUGAUACAUGACCAAAGUUAAUAUUUGCUCUUGUUUGCAGUGUUAUUCCACUUUUUAAAUUUUUUUUUAGUUUUACAUCUGGUGACCGCCGUUUGUGGACAAGCUCUCUUGUCCCUCCUGCUGUCGUUGUCUUCUGGUGAAUUCUCACUGACUGAAUUAUGUACCCAAUUAACUGAUUCCCAGAUUUGCUUCACCUGUUGCUAGAUCCAUUAAGAUGUGUGCUUUGAUUGUGUUUUGAAAGGUUAAAGCCUGGUCUGCUGCCGUUUGUACUGCCUCAAAGUCCAUCCAGCAGAUUUACUCUGCAUGUAAAAGACUAGAUUUAGAUAACAUUAAAAUUAAUUCAUACUUUUUCCACACAACAUAAACCACACAACCUUACAAACAUUAUAAGUCUGGUAAGUCGUAAGUCUGGUGAUAUAUCUAUAUUAAUCUUAUUGUAAACAAAUCCCAUGAAAAGACCAAAAAUAGAAAUGAACUGAUUAACAAGUAUUGUCUCUGUACCCAGAGUCUGAUAUUCCUCUGUGCCAUAGACCUCCAUUGUUGUCCAAUCUAUUAAAAACUACAAAGGAGCCACAUCAUUACA